CUAACCACAGUAUCUAACGUAGCUAGCUUAUUCUCCUGGGUUUGAGUAGCUCAAGAAAAACAAGAUCCCUUAACGUGCACAUUUUCAUGCAAUAAAGUGACGGCAGUUAGUAUGCUCGCUAGGCUAGUAGACGAAAACGUACCGACAGUAUUUACGUUGACUGAAUGUUUUUUAUGGGCAGUGGGAAACUCCUCUCGCGUGCAAUGUUGUUGUUGAAGCGAAAGGCAGCUAACGUUAGCUAAGCAAGAUCAACAGAAACCGUUAUCUGGCUAGUUCCCUAAGCAACUAGCUUUGAAACCUAAUGGAAAUGUAGUUUUACGUGAAGAGUUGUGAUUUAUUUUAAUUUAACGUCUCUUCAGCACACAAUUCUCACUUGAAGAGUACCCUUUGGGAUUUAGUUAGAGAUUGGUGGUGGAGGCUGUCUCUGAUGUUCAGCCAUGGAUGAAGAGGACAGCCAGGAUGAGCUGAUAAACCGUAAUGCCUCCCAUGGGAAAGGAAAGCGACCAGCAGUGUGGGCAAUCUCUGAUGAAGACAGUGAUGGAGGUGGGGAAGAAUCUGAGGGAGUGUCGGACAGUGGUGGUGGUGGGGAUGAUGAUGAUGAUGUUGAUGACGAGGAAGACAAUCUUGAAGAUGAUGACGAUGAUGAGGAAGACGACGACAGUGAUGAUGGAGAAGAGGAGGACGCUGGCGAGGUGGUGGUGGGCGCAGUGGGGGGAGUGUCUUCUGAAUUGGCAGAUUUAAGCUCAGAUGAGGACACUGAGAAAUGCCCCAUCUGCCUCAAUUCUUUCCAUAGCCAGCCUGUGGCCACACCAGAAAGCUGCGAACACUAUUUCUGCCUUGACUGCAUCCUUGAGUGGUCCAAGAAUGCAAAUUCCUGUCCUGUAGAUAGAAAGGUCUUUAAUAACAUCUACCUGAGAAAAUGUUAUGGCGGGAAAGUGCAGAAAAUGAUCACCGUGCAGAAGCCAGUGAAGGAGGGCCAGGAAGAGGUGAUAGACCUGGAGCUGGAACAGACUAGCUGUGAGGUGUGUGGGGGGAGCGAUCGUGAAGACCGUCUGUUGCUGUGUGACGGCUGUGAUGCAGGGUACCACAUGGAGUGCCUGACCCCUCCGCUGGAUGCUGUACCUGUUGAGGAAUGGUUCUGUCCGGAGUGUCUAGCCAAUGGCCGCCAUUUAACGGAGGAGCAGAGCGACACAGAGAGUCUGGGCAGCACCCGUCCCACCACAAGCCGCUCUCGCCCUCCAAUGGCCGGCCCCACCAGAGCCAUCGCCCGCACCCAGCAGAGCGAAAGAGUCCGUGCCAGCGUCAACCGCCACCGCAUCACCCAGGCACGCACUGCACAGAUCACCCCCAGUUUUCUGAUGCCACAGUCCACCUGGCUGGAUGAAACCAUCAAUGCUGUUGUGGCAGGACUCAACACAGCUGUUUACAUACGGGACCUCACCCCUCGUGCUCCAUCCAGCCGAACACGCAGGACAGUAAAACGCAGGAAAGGGAAGAGUAAGAGGUCCUGGUCUGCCACGGGUGGUAAGGGCAAAGCUGCAGGCACAGGGUUGAAGAGGAAGAAACGGAGAGGAAGAAGGACCAAGUCCAGAAGGAAACUGGUGGUGAAGAAGGAGCCUACAUCUCGUGGUCGUAUAGCUCGUAGCCUGGGGAUAGGGAAGCCCCAACGUGGCUCGUCUCUUCCGUCUGUGUACCGGCCUACAGAAACCUCCCUGGGCAGUAUGAGAGCUGACAUAGGAGCUGCUUCGCUCUCUGUCUACGGAGACCCCUAUGAUCUGGACCCCUUUACUAACAGAGAGGAUGAGGAGGAGCAAGCCAUGUCCAAGACAUCACUGCUGGAGGCCAAGAGACGUGGGUUAUCACGCUCCGCCCUCCGCUCACACCAACCUGUGGCUCGGCCAAUCACUGCUGGCCUCUCCAGGCGGGGCCUGAACUUGCCCCAGGUGGAGGAGGUGGUGGAGGCGGCCCCAGUGCCUGACCUGCUGGGCAGCAUCCUAUCAGGACAGAGCAUGCUGCUGAUGGACAGCUCCGAUGUGAUCAUCAACAGAGAUGGAUCCCUCAAAGCCAUCAAACCAGUAGGUGAGUCCUGUAAGCCGGGCAGCAGCAGGAACAGCAGCUCUGGUGAAUCAGUAGCUCCGCUCCACCCAGGGAUGUCCCCUAACCCAGCAGCCAUCUCCCUUUCACUAUCUGCUACCGCUGAACUGCUGGGAGGACCCUCCUCCUCUUCCUCCCACAGUUCCCCGGGUCCCUGUCUGUCCCCUGUCCCUGCCUCAUCGCCCCGCCGGCCCAGUCACAGCCAGACCCAGCCACCCCUCGGUCACCCACGCCUGCUGCCCGCGGCCCCCCGUAUACCCAGCCCUAGCUCUGGACACAGCCACUGGGGCGCCGGUAAUGUACGAAUCGCCCACAAGACCAAGAGUGGAGCCGUCUCUACCUCCCCCAGUACCCACGACUCUCACUCCAGAGGGUGGGAGGCGGUACCACCACAGCCCGAAGCUAAGAAGGCUGCUCCAAAACCAGUGUGGGAGGCACCGGUGUCAUUACUUCCCAGGAUACCAAAGAUCAAACGGGAGAGUGGUGGCCUAUUGAAUGGCCUGGCCAGCAGGGGGGGCAGCAGUUGUAGCGGUGGUGGUGCUGACGUGGUCCCUGAGGCCUGUGUGAACAGCCUGGCUGGUAACAGGGGCAGGCAUCCAGGCACGGACAGACCGCAGCAGCAGGGCAGGACUGGGGGCCAGAUCCAGAGACCCGAUAGAGCAGGCUCUGCAUCCACCUUCUCCAGCUCUUUCUCCUCAACCUCCUCCUCUGGCUCUCCAGCCAACCCCCCGCGCUCCUUUUCGGCCUCAUCGUCGUCCACGGUGUGUUUUCGCAUCAACACCAGCGGCAGUGUGUGGCACGCCCGACAGGUCAGCAACGCACCAGCCGUCUUUGCAGCUGGCGACAGUCCAGAGCGAGCGGAGGAAGAGAAGGUGAGGAGGAAAAGAGAGAAGAGCAGGAGCACAGCCAAGCCCCCGGCCUCAGACAGACAGGUUAAAGAAGAGGAGGGGGAGGGGGACAUGUACGACCCCUUUCACCCCACAGGGUCUGACUCCAACGCCUCGGACAGCGAAACCGAUCGGCAUGCUGGGGGGAAACCAACCGGGCGAGGAAAGGAAAGGGCCAGCCACCAGCUGAAAGCUGAGGUGCUAGAGAGUAGCGUGUCACUGGAGAGGGAUGAGGGCUCAGGAGACGGCGUGGUGAAGGGAGAGCCAGAGAUCUCCCACGCUACAAGGCCCGGUCGCAGCCCACACAAUGCACCCAGGUCUGGGAUGACCGGUGCCAGCACUUCCCUGUCCCAGAGCCAGGUCACAGUGAAGAGAGAGAGGAAUGAGCCGGCCGGUGACAAUGGGCCUCACAGGCAAACUGGCAGCGGUAGAAGCACUCAGGACGACAGGACUCCUCAGUCCUCAUCCAACUCAGGCUCCUGCCACCUCAGCAACAACUUGGUGAAGACAGAAACCAAGUCAGAGCACCAGGACGGCUCCCCAAGGUCCCUGUCCUCAUCUAAAUCUCACUCUAGGCCUUCAGGCCAAGGAAGGACGGUUAAAGAAGAACGGUCUUCCCCAGAGCAGCUGAAUGCCUCAGGCAACCCGGAGACAGACAGGAGGAGAGACAAGGCCUCAGAGCAGCCAGAGAGGAAGAGAGUCCAUCAGGGGAGCAGGGAAGGAGGCCAGGUUGAGGAAAGGAGGUCCUGGUGUUCACAGUCGAGGGAGAGGAGGAGGAGUUGUUCCUCAUCGGACAGCUCAAUCUCUGAUGCCUCUGAGAGGUCUGGCAGAAAGAAAAGGCGGUCGAGUUCAUCUAUUGACAGGAGGCGCUCCAGGUCAGAAUCUGGUUCCAGCAGCAGAGAGCGGUCCAAGAGGAGGAGGCAGAAGAGGGGGAGCUGGGAGAGGAAUGAAAGCCGUGGGAGAGAGAGGAAUGACAGCAGAGGGAGGGAGAGAGGCCAACCGUCUAAGGACAAACAGCAUCGCCUGCAGUCUCGCUCGAGGUCCAGGGAGAGGAGGAAAGACCACUCACAACCAUCAUCCUCCAGAUCUAAGGACAGGAGGAGGUCACAAUCCAGAGAGCGAAGGAAAGAAGAGGGAAAAAGAAAACCACCGGUGUCUUCCUCAGCCUCUUCCUCCAAAGACCUUAAGGAACAGACAGAGAAGAAAAAAGCGAAAGCGACCCCCCCUGUCCUAAUCAAACAGGAAAGUGAGACUAAAGAAGAGAGAAAAGAACUAGAUGUGAAACCAGAGAAGCCUUCCUCUUUCUUAGGACUUCAACCUGCUUCAGACGUGGGAAAGGAGACUGACAGCAGUGAUGUUGGAAUGGAGACACAGGCCUCUAUCUCAGAAAAACUGCUCAAGGAGUCUAAGCUCCUCAGAGAGAUAAAAAUAGAGAAAUCAAAUGUCGUUGAUUUGUUUGAAGACUCACUGGAUAGUAAACCAAUCAAGAAAGAGAAACCUCUCUCAAUGUUCAGCACCUUCAAGGACUUACAAGAGCCCAGGGAGAUGAAGAAAGGAAACCCUCCCUCCCUCAUAAAGGAGGCAUGCUCACUCCCCACAUCAGACAUGGCAGAUGAUAAAGGUCUGGUAUUGAAGGAAGAGACCCACACUGAACCCAUCUGCCCUGAGCUGUCUCAACCUCUAACCUCCAACACCCCUGCUCUUCACCGCACCCAACCUGGCCUGCCCACCCUGUUACCACUCAACACCAACCCUGUCCCUGCUCCUCCUCAGCCAACACUGACUCCAGAGGGCCUGCAGGGGCCCCUGUCCCCUCAUCUUCCAGUAAUGAAAGCCCUUAUAGAGAGCAAGUCACCUGUCCAAGCCAUACCAGUGAAGCGGGAGGUAGAUGAGCCAUUAGACAAUGACAAUGAGGACAUGGUGCUGGACUGCUUGGACUCUGUGAAAAUUGAACUGGUGGAGCCAGCAGGAGAGUCAGGUGAGGCUGGGGUCAAACAGGAGAAGGUGAUAGAGGAGGAGGAGGUGAGGAAGACUGUGGGAGAAGUGGGGCCGGUCAUUGCAGGUGCCAAGGCUAAACCCCCUGUGAAAAGGGUCACCUGGAAUCUACAGGAACCUGAAGGGCCACAGCCAGAGAAGACUGGCAGUAAGCUGGCAAUCUACAAACUGAAGCUGAAACAGGAGGGAGCUCGCAGACCUGCCUUCUCCACACAGGCCUCCAGUCAGGAAACCCCCACGGGGACUGCGUCACUUUCCGGCCCAAAGGUCCUCACUACCAAGAGGGACAGCGUGUCGGUACCGCUUCUCAACACCCCCUCCAGCUCCAACAGCCCAACCCCAGUAGGGGUGUCCAAACCUGGGCAGCGGGAACCCAGUGACGGCCUGGCAGAGCAUGAUGCUCCCAGGACUGAUAAAUACAUAAAGAAGCUCCACAUGCAAGAGAGAGCCAUAGAGGAGGUGAAGCUGGCAAUUAAGCCCUUCUACCAGAAGAGAGACAUCACUAAGGAUGAGUACAAGGAAAUUGUACGCAAGGCUGUCCAGAAGGUUUGCCACAGUAAGAGUGGGGAGAUCAACCCAGUGAAAGUGGCCAACCUUAUCAAAGCCUAUGUAGACAAAUACAAACAUGCCAGGAAACACAGGCAAGCAGAGGAUGGAAAGUCCCAGGAGGCAGAAAUUGAUAGAACAAAUGAGCCAGAGACCCCAUGAGCAUUCUACUUCCCUCCACAAACACUGGAUGCUUCGCCAUACUUGUCUGUUCACACUCCAUUGAUCAUUAAGGUUUUCAAAUCAUGUCACAGGUUGAUGAGGAACUUAAGGGUUUGAGAAAUACUGCCUCUGGGUUGGAGGUGUUCUUGGUUGUUUUUUGGGGUGACAAUGUUAUAAGAUACUUAAGAUACCUGUCCAAAGUUCACAAAUUCAUGGUAUAACCUCUUUAUUUAAAGAUGAUGUGAAGCUAACUUGUGUUUCCAGUGUGGUCUGGUAUUUUUGGAUGAACUAUGACUGUCAAGCAUUGGUUUCGAAUUGGAUUUAUUUAGUUUUACCUGACCAUGCCAAUGUACUUUGUUCUUACUUGCCCUAUUCUCUGACAGGUUGCCACACAGUUUCUGUCUUAAAGAGACAGCUCUUAGUCUAAUAGCAUUUCUUUUAGAGUGGCUGUGGAAAAUGUGAAGCAGCAGUUUCUACCAGCAAUAUGCCCUAUGAGGCAGUGCUGGCUUUUAUGUUGGUAUGUUUUGGGUGGGAGAGGGGUAUUUAUCUGUGGCACAAGUAUUAUUCUAUGGUGCGAGAUUCUCAUUUCCGUCAUUCGAUUAAGAAAAUAAUGCUACAAUGGAGAUAGAUACUGGUAUGCAAUUUUGUAGAAAAUAAAAAAACAAAAGGUUGAUGUAUCUGAUUUUAGAUUGUGUAAAUAUUGAUUUAAAUAUCAGUUUGUAAAGCCUUCUAGUUGAGUUUGCUGUCCGCUGAGAAUUCACAGAUGUAUAUUGUGAAUGGUUUUGGAUUAAAUCUGUUGUUUUUGGGAAGGUCUCUGCUAUGCGGGACUGUGGAAUGGGGGUUGACCAUAUACUGUGGCUCUGCCUCAAUGGCCAGUUUAUUAGGAAUGCCCAUGUAUUACCGGGUUGAACCCCUUAGCCUCAACAUCAGCCUGAAUUCUUCUGGGUCUGGAUUCAUUGCAUUUGGCUAAUGCCAUGGCGUCACACGGUGGUUGCAGGUUGGACAGCUGUCUUUUUGGGUUGAGGUCUUGUGACCACGCAGGCCACUGAAGUGAACUGAACCAGGAUUCAUCAGUUCGGGAAAUGUUUUCUCAACUGUCCAGUGUUGGUGAGAGACAUUGUUUUUAGCUAAGGGAAGUAGAACCGAGUGUAGAGGUCUGCUGCAAUAGUCCAUCCGGGACAAGGACUAACCAGAUGCACAUUCUGAGAUGCCUUUCUGCGCACCACUGUAGCAUUGCUUCUGUAUUUUCCUAUUUAUGGCCAUAAGACAACAGCAUUUUUUGUUUUGCUUUUGGGGUUUCGCCCCAUUCUUGGCAAACUCUUCACACAGUUGUAAUCGUGAAAAGCCCAGGAGGGCAGCCCAGGAGAUAACUUGAACUGGCGUCCCUGGCACCAAUGGUCAUACAGUAUCACACUCAAAGUCGCCCAGGUUCUGGGUUUUCCUGUUCUACCAUUGUCUGACCGCUUUCAGUAGCAAAGCACAGCUAAGCAGCAGCAGUUAAUUUUGUGAAAGGAGUGGGGUACCUAAUGGAUCGUCCACUAAGUGAACACACAACGGCUGUGGUCCUCCAAUUCAGUCAACUCUCUAUUGGCCGAAUACUAACUUGAGCUAAGGGCACAACUCUUCUGUAGACAUCUAUUGAUAAUCAAUUCAUGGUGGUUGAAACAUUAAUGUUUUUGAUAUACGGUAUAGUUAUGUUUGUAAAACAUUUUCUCAAGUUUAGACUAGGCACAAAGUAUCAGCUGGUUGUAAUGCUACUUGGCUAUAGAGUAAUGCAUAGGAAACCUAGUGAGGUGACUUCAAUGAUCCGAUCUGUUGAUUAACUGACUAAUAAUUUGAGUACUGAAAACCAUUUUACACUAGAGGACCAUAGGGAUCACUGGAAUUGAAGUUAAGGGAAUUCUGCACUGUGUUUUCUGUAAUUUCAUUCUUCAAAAUCAAUAGGUUAGUCCAGUCCUAUAUGAGUAACAAGUCCUAAAACACAGCAAUCAUAAAUAUUUUGCAGGCUAAUCAAUGUUCCCAGUUCUUUAUGGAUUCCCAAUUGAUUAUGAAGUCAAUAAUUUUCAAAUUUUAUCUGAAAGAUUUAAUCUGGUUAAAUAAUAAUGUUCUUGACAUUGGUUGGUCAAGACUAGACACAUUUGUACUUUAGAGCAUAAAAAAUGGUAAAGUUAAAGUCCCUAGUCAAGGCCAGGAUGAUUUUGAUGAACACAUGACCUAGAGAGAAAGAAGUCCUAACAAGGGUCCAGAGUAUUAAUUAGUCAGGUGGUCCGGAUGGGAAAAACUCCUGGCUGUUCAAAUACUGUAUGCCAUUAGUACUGGUUGGAACUGAUUGGCUUUCGUCCUGCUAUGGAUACUGUAGACAACUGUACCUGAGAAUAGUUGGCCUUCUCUCAAAUACCUUUUGGAGAUUUCUAUUGAUCUCUUCUAUACGUUUUUAAUUUGCUUACACCAGCCGGAAAAUGUCCCUGCCUCUUUUUGUUAGUCAUUGACAUUUUUGUCUGUGUGUUGUAGAAUUGGUGUGUUGACCUGUUUUGAACUGGCCCUUUUAUGAACCUUGGACUGUAGAUUACAAUUUAUAUCCUUUUUUACCCCUGAGCACUUCUGUAGAUCUGAAGUGAUUGGGUUGGUACUGAUUGGAUGGGUCUAUCAAUGGGAAAGAAUAAGCUGUUACCAAAUGGUGUAUACUAGUUUGGUAAUUAUUAACCUACAGGUAAUGUACAGUAUAGGAAUUGAUCUGUAAUUGACUACUGUUUUUCAGAUCUUGAGUUGUAGGGAUGGGACAACAGGUGCUUAUGUUGUUUGUGUGUGUGUGUAUGUAUAUACACGUAUAUAUUCUUCCAUCUCCGUUUCAGUCAUUUAGCUGACGCCUUAUGAAGAGCAACUACCAGGAACAGUUAGGGUUAAGUGCCUUGCUCAGGACCGCAACAGCUUUUGUUUUCACCUUUCAGGCUUGUGGAUUCAAACCAGCAACCUUUGUUAUUUGCCCAAUGCUCCGCCACUAGGUUAUUUACUGCUCUUAAGUGAUUUGUCUAUGUGAUCACUUCAGAUGCAAUGAUAAGUAAAAUAAAAGUAAUAUUUGUCCCAAUUUA
Messenger RNA from Esox lucius (northern pike), 8773 nucleotides. It is a transcript of the gene phrf1, whose product is annotated as PHD and ring finger domains 1. The coding region runs from base 438 to 5684 and encodes 1748 amino acids. The record is from RefSeq and is a predicted model, not a curated record. The transcript has 19 exons. NCBI's taxonomy places the organism in Eukaryota, Metazoa, Chordata, Actinopteri, Esociformes, Esocidae.